UGAGCCUUUUUCUUUCUCAAAUUGCAAUGGAGAGCCUUCUCUCGAGCUUCAUGGCUCGAACCAUGGCGAUCUCUCCAAUCCAAGGAGCUCUGCGGGCAAAUCUCUUCAACCCAAGAGAGAGGACGAUGAGCAGGCCCUUGACUAGGGCGCCUCUUCCAAAGACGAAGCAAUCCAGCACUGUCUGCAUGGCGGAACCUUAUCUGAUAUCAAAGUUGGACUCUGCUGAAAGAACUUGGAAGGAAUUGUCAGUAAAGCUGGCUGAUCCUGAUGUUGUUUCAAAUCCUGCUGAGUACCAAAAGAUUGCACAGUCUAUGGCAGAGCUUGAUGAGGUUGUGUCGAACUAUAGGAAAUUCAAGGACUAUGAGAAACAGUUAGAAGAAACCAAAGCUUUAGCAAAAGAAGAUGGAACUGAUCCGGAAAUGCAAGAGAUGAUUGCAUAUGAAAUCGAAACCUUAUCUAAACAGCUGAAAGAGUUUGAGGAAAAGCUGAAGGUACUAUUGCUUCCUAGUGAUCCUCUGGAUUCACGCAAUAUAUUACUUGAAGUAAGGGCAGGAACUGGUGGUGAUGAGGCUGGGAUAUGGGCUGGUGAUCUUGUUCGCAUGUAUCAAAAGUAUAGUGAACUUAAUUCUUGGAAGUAUACUCCAGUUUCUAGUUCAGAGGCAGAAAAAGGUGGAUACAAGACAUACGUGAUGGAAAUCAAAGGCAAACGGGUAUACAGUAAAUUAAAGUAUGAGUCUGGUGUUCACCGCGUUCAACGUGUGCCCCAAACUGAAACGCAGGGCCGAGUGCACACAUCAACUGCAACAGUUGCAAUUAUGCCGGAGGCUGAUGAAGUUGAGGUGGUGAUUGAUCCAAAAGAGAUAGAACUUACAACAGCAAGAUCUGGAGGCGCUGGAGGGCAGAAUGUCAACAAAGUUGAGACAGCUGUUGACCUUUUCCAUAAGCCAACUGGCAUACGCAUCUUCUGCACUGAAGAGAGGACUCAACUCCAGAACAGGAUUCGUGCACUUCAGUUGCUGCGUGCAAAACUUUAUGAGAUUAAAGUAAGGGAACAACAAGAAUCAAUAAGAAACCAGAGGAAAUCACAGGUUGGGACUGGUGCUCGUUCUGAAAAAAUCAGGACGUACAACUAUAAGGAUAAUAGAGUGACUGAUCACCGUCUUAAGAUGAAUUUUGAGCUCACUUCCUUCCUCUCUGGAGUCAUUGAAACAGCUGUUCAGGCAUGCAUGGCAUUGGAACAAAAGGAGCUCCUGGAAGAACUGGCAGAGUCUGUCAGCACAAGAAGUUCUUGAGCCAUUAGCAGAUCUAAACCAAGGCCACAUAUCCAUCCAUUGACAAAGAAUCGUAUCUGAAGAUCAGACAUGCAAAUAAUGGCCCAGAGGAAUCAUGUUCAGUAACCCCACAACGGCAGAGAAUGGCCCUGCAAAUUAAAGCCAUAGAUUUUGAAACCUUCAAAGAUAUAUGUUAACCAUUUCAACAAAAGAUCUUGAAUAUACUCCACUGUAACUGUUCUGCAAAAGCUAUAAUUUUUUGACCGAAGUAUCAAUGAAUCAAUGCUGAACAAUCCCAAAUUGUUAAUUUUUAUAAUUCUCUUCA
Molecule: messenger RNA, 1596 nt
Organism: Dioscorea cayenensis subsp. rotundata (Guinea yam)
Lineage: Eukaryota; Viridiplantae; Streptophyta; Magnoliopsida; Dioscoreales; Dioscoreaceae
Product: peptide chain release factor APG3, chloroplastic
Exons: 15
Coding region: 27-1292 (421 amino acids)
Biological process (GO): thylakoid membrane organization; translational termination; plastid translation
Cellular component (GO): chloroplast
Molecular function (GO): translation release factor activity, codon specific
Source: RefSeq, a predicted model, not a curated record